Messenger RNA from Papilio machaon (common yellow swallowtail), 1992 nucleotides. It is a transcript of the gene Dlic, whose product is annotated as cytoplasmic dynein 1 light intermediate chain 2. The transcript is spliced from 9 exons. Gene Ontology annotation, cellular component: centrosome; cytoplasmic dynein complex. Lineage: Eukaryota; Metazoa; Arthropoda; Insecta; Lepidoptera; Papilionidae. Gene Ontology annotation, molecular function: dynein heavy chain binding. The record is from RefSeq and is a predicted model, not a curated record. Gene Ontology annotation, biological process: microtubule cytoskeleton organization; microtubule-based movement. The coding region runs from base 111 to 1529 and encodes 472 amino acids.
CUAUCUAUCUUUACUCUAUCUGUCUGUGGUGAGAGUGACGUAUGAACAGCCGAAACGAAAACGAAAGAAAAGCCCUCAGUGCCGUUGUUAUCUUCUAAAUUUCCUGAAGAAUGGAGACAAACGGCCAGGCUAAUGGGCUUAAAUCCAGAAAGAAAGACAACAGUGAUGGGAAGGACAAUUUAUGGUCUGCGAUUUUAGAAGAAGUUCAAAACCAGGGUAACACGAAACUACCUUCAAACAAGAAUGUAUUAGUUUUGGGUGAUAACGAAACUGGUAAAACCACACUCAUAGCAAAGUUACAAGGUGUUGAAGACCCAAAGAAAGGGUCAGCCCUGGAAUAUGCAUAUAUAGACGUUAGAGAUGAAUAUCGUGAUGACCACACAAGGCUCAGUGUAUGGGUGCUGGAUGGAGAUCCGGGCCACACAAACCUGCUCAAGUUUGCAUUAAACGAAGACACAUUCCCACACACCCUGGUCAUAUUCACAGUAGCAAUGACCACACCAUGGGGCUUACUAGAUCAACUACAAAGCUGGGCGUCAAUGCUCGGUGAUCAUAUAGACAAAUUAGAUCUCACACCUGAACAAAGGUUGGAGAGUAAGAAGGCACAGACGCAGAAGUGGCAGCGGUACACGGAGCCUGGGGACGAGCUGGAGCCUGCCACGUCGCCAAUGAAGCGAUCCUCACGCAAUCUGGCGGAUGAGCUGGUGCACUAUGAUGAUGAUGACGCGCCACUGCCAGAAGCCGUGCUCACAACCAAUCUAGGACUAGAUAUUGUCGUCGUUGUAACUAAGACGGACUACAUGAGCACAUUGGAGAAGGAGCACGACUACCGCGACGAGCACUUCGACUUCAUGCAGCAGUGGGUGCGCCGCUUCUGUCUGCAGUACGGCGCCGCGCUGUUCUACACCAGCGCUAAGGAAGACAAGAACUGCGACUUGCUCUACAAGUACCUCACUCAUCGGAUAUACGGCCUGCCAUUCCGCACACCCGCGCUCAUUGUUGAAAAGGACGCGGUUCUCAUUCCCGCCGGAUGGGACAGUAUGAAGAAGAUCAGUAUAUUGUACGAGAACAUGCAGUCUUGCAAGCCAGACGAUUACUAUCGCGACAUCAUCGUACAACCAGCCACAAGGAAAAGCGGUGGUCUGCGUGAGGCGGAGGUGUGUGCGGAGGACGAGCAGGUGUUCCUGCAGCGUCAGUUGGCAGCGCUGCAGGCUGGCACACCUGCACCUCGUGCUGACUCCCCACUGCGCGCCGCGCAGCGCACCGCCGCACAGUUGGAUGGCACAAAGAUCAGUAUGGGAGGCGGCACUCCCGGCAACGAGGGUGUGCUGGCGAACUUCUUCAACUCGCUGCUGUACAAGAAGACGGGAUCUCCUGGUGGUGUGGCGGGAGUGCGGGCAGCUGAUGCCUCUCCCGCAGCAGCAGCAGCCGCGGCGAGAUCUGACGCAGCCGCUGAGCUGGACCGCCUCACCCGAGCCAAGCGAGCCCCGCAUCCAGCACCACUGGACCUCAACGCCUCCGACUGCUAGCCUCACACCGCUCACACACGAUUACAUUAGCGAGCGAACACGAACUCAGUCUAGCUCCGGCUCCUCCUGUGAGCGACGCUUGCGCACCGCGCCAACAACUGUUUCAACUUUACUCUAUACAUUGCUGGCUUGUACUUGGUUGUCGAGACGUCGAUGAUCUCACGCAUCGAUGUAACUCGAACACAUCUGUCAUGUCUGCGUCGUGGUGUCGCUUGCAACCGUCGUGUGAAUUCGCGCGCUGCCCUCGCGCUGUGAUUGGUCGGCCGAUCGCGACGGACGAUGGCUAUUGGUGGAAAUUCAUUGUGACGUCAUGUAGCGCGGUAUCGCGGCGGACGUGUCAAUAUCGGCAAAGAGUGAUUAUUAAAUGUAUUGUUUAUAUAAAGGAUUAGAUGUAAAUUUAAUUUUAUUAGGAUUUGGGCAUUUUCCUCAUAACGAAAUUAUUUCAUAUUUAUACAGCGAAAGU